Messenger RNA from Amborella trichopoda, 1754 nucleotides. RefSeq names its product basic helix-loop-helix (bHLH) DNA-binding superfamily protein (gene SPCH). The record is from RefSeq and is a predicted model, not a curated record. Gene Ontology annotation, molecular function: protein dimerization activity; DNA-binding transcription factor activity. Gene Ontology annotation, biological process: stomatal complex development; positive regulation of DNA-templated transcription; guard cell differentiation. Gene Ontology annotation, cellular component: nucleus. Lineage: Eukaryota; Viridiplantae; Streptophyta; Magnoliopsida; Amborellales; Amborellaceae.
AGCAAGGAAAAAAAAAAAGGAAAAAAUAUUAAAGACAUUUCAAAAUGGUGUGCUUGUUAUUACCUUCACUGACAUGAGCAUAUAUAUUACAGGGCUUAAAAAGUCAUUGCCAGCCGUUCAUUCCGACGUUCCUCUUUCUCUCAAUCUACUGUGAAGGCCCGUACAUCGGUAUUUUCAUGUAUGAUGCUAGUCUGAAUCUCUUUUCUUCUUUCUUCUUCAUGACUCUCACCAAGAAGAAGAGCUCAUCAUCUCACUGAAGCAAAAGUACCGGCACAACUCUUCUUUACAGUAAUCAGUAAGCCAUUAUUACGGUUUUACUUGUUGUUGACACUCGAACUCUAUUCGCCUCAUUAUCUCUUCCUCCUCUGAUCUUCACUUCCUCCUUCUUGCCGGUUUUCUUUCAACUCAAGUUUACUCAUAAAAGACAGGAAGCCUGCCCUGAAAAGCUGUAUUCGUUGAUAAAGGAUAGCAUACAAUUUCCGUUAAGCACGAAUGGGCCAUAUUCUCCCUGAAUUCUUCGAUCCUGAGUUUAGUUCGACUGCGAGCUCCCCUGAAAACCUCUUUAGCAUCCUUGAAGCCCUAGAUAAUGCACCGGAAACCUCUUUGGAGUUGCCUUUAAGGAAUUUUGCUCUACCGGCUUUGAAAGAAGCAGUAUCCUCAUUGGAGAAGAAAGCAGUUUUCCGUUCUGAUGUGUCAGAGUCUGAGACUGACACGGAGAAGGCACCGUGCCGUAAAAAGCUGAAGAUGUCGGCAGCUAAAGGAACGGAAAUGGAGGAAACGGCAGGAGAAGGGGGGCAAAGGAUUUCACAUAUAACUGUGGAGAGGAAUAGGAGGAAACAGAUGAACGAGCACUUAACAGUGUUGCGAUCUCUUAUGCCUUGUUUCUAUGUCAAAAGAGGAGAUCAGGCAUCGGUGAUAGGAGGAGUAGUGGACUACAUCAAUGAACUCCAACAAGUUCUUCAAAGUCUAGAGGCCAGAAAACAGAGAAAAGUUUACAGUGAAGUCCUGAGCCCAAUGCCAGCCUCAAGUCCUAGACCAGCCCUUAGUCCUCGCAUACCCAUUAGCCCAAGAACUCCUCAACCUUCAAGUCCAUACAGGACUAGGGUUAUUACACCACCCUAUCUCUCUCCUUCGUCCUCCCAUGAAAUGCCUCCUACAUUGGAAAAUGUAUCAGAGCUUGCUGCUAACUCGAAAUCGCCGGUUGCCGAUGUUGAGGUGAAAUUCUCGGGGGCAAAUGUCCUCCUAAAGACGGUAUCACACAGGAUUCCUGGCCAAGUUCUAAAGAUUAUCACCGCCUUGGAAGAUCUCUCCCUGGAAAUACUGCACCUAAGUAUCAACACGAUAGAGGAGACCAUGCUCAACUCUUUUACAAUUAAGGUGAGUUUUUGUUUCUUAUCAAAAUUCUACUGGGGACUCCUGUUUGGGAUAUGUGGUAGACAUCCUGAUCUUCCGGUUGGAGUUCAAGUGUUCGACAACCCAUGAAGUUUGUCCCUAGAAAGCCAACAAGUUAACUUACCCCUUCUCUUUUCUUCUCUUUUUUCAUCAGUCUCUUUUCUUCUCUUUUUUCAUAAAUCUAUAAUAUUUGAUUAAAAACAGCAUUAGAAUUGACUCCAUUGCCCUUUUCUGUUCUAUAAGUUGUUUUUGAGUUAAAGGACCUUUUAAUUAGAAUACGUUUUUAUCUAUAUUCCUAACUCAUAUGUAUAAAGUCCCAGAUCCUUGUUCAAUAAGAAGGGAACUGAUCUUCCAUAUGCAGA